Labrus mixtus (cuckoo wrasse) is the source of this 544-nucleotide messenger RNA. It is a transcript of the gene rbx1, whose product is annotated as ring-box 1, E3 ubiquitin protein ligase. Gene Ontology annotation, biological process: ubiquitin-dependent protein catabolic process; protein ubiquitination. Gene Ontology annotation, molecular function: zinc ion binding; ubiquitin protein ligase activity; cullin family protein binding. Bases 86 to 412 code for a protein of 108 amino acids. Gene Ontology annotation, cellular component: nucleus; cullin-RING ubiquitin ligase complex. The record is from RefSeq and is a predicted model, not a curated record. The transcript has 5 exons. Lineage: Eukaryota; Metazoa; Chordata; Actinopteri; Labriformes; Labridae.
UGGACAGUCCGAGGGGCACAUGAAUGCAUCACCGCUGUCGUUUGUCGUCAUUUCCGUGCUAACAGCUAACAGCUAACAGAAGAAGAUGGCGGCAGCGAUGGAUGUGGACGCACCAAGCGGCACCAACAGCGGAGCCAGCAAGAAGAGGUUCGAGGUGAAGAAGUGGAACGCCGUGGCGCUGUGGGCGUGGGACAUCGUGGUGGAUAACUGUGCGAUCUGCAGGAACCACAUCAUGGAUCUCUGUAUAGAGUGUCAGGCGAACCAAGCGUCUGCCACCUCUGAGGAGUGUACUGUAGCCUGGGGCGUCUGCAACCAUGCCUUUCACUUCCACUGUAUCUCUCGCUGGCUGAAGACUCGACAGGUGUGUCCUCUGGAUAACAGGGAGUGGGAGUUUCAGAAGUAUGGACAUUAGUUCUGUUAUCGUUCAUCUUUUCUCACCUGUUCUCCUCCUGAUCCUUCUGAUCCUGCUCCCUGUGUUUGUUUUAAGCUCGUUGUUUGUUUUGAUUUAUUGUAAGUACACAAAUAAACAUUACUGUUGACACAC